AACCCGCUCCAGCGUUGGCUCCGGCAGCCGGGAAUGAUGGCGACCCCAGAGAGCCUGUUCGCCCCUGGGGGUGACCUGGAUUCAAGUCAGCUACAGAUGGAAUCUGAUGAAGUGGAUACUCUGAGGGAGGGAGAGGACCCAGCUGACCGGAUGCACCCCUUUCUGGCCAUCUAUAACCUUCAGCCUCUGAAAAUGCACCCUAUAGUGUUUGCCCCUGGAGUCCCCAUCACAGCCCAGGUGGUGGGCACGGAAAGAUACACCAGUGGAUCCAAGGUGGGAACCUGCACCCUGUAUUCUGUCCGCUUGACUCAUGGUGACUUUACCUGGACCACCAAGAAGAAGUUCCGCCAUUUCCAGGAGCUGCACCGGGACCUCUUGAGACACAAAGUUCUGAUGAGUCUGCUCCCCUUGGCUCGCUUUGCUGUUGCCUAUGCUCCAGCUCGGGAGGCAGCCAACAGAGAAAUUCCCUCUCUACCCCGAGCUGGUCCUGAGGGCUCCACCAGACACGCAGCCAGCAAACAGAAAUACCUAGAGAAUUAUCUUAACCGCCUCUUGGCCAUGUCUUUCUACCGCAACUAUCACGCCAUGAUGGAGUUCUUGGAAGUCAGUCAGCUGUCCUUUAUCCCAGACCUUGGCUCCAAAGGACUGGAGGGAAUAAUUCGGAAGCGUUCAGGGGGUCACCGGGUACCUGGCUUCACCUGCUGUGGCCGAGACCAAGUUUGUUAUCGCUGGUCUAAGAGGUGGCUGGUGGUGAAGGACUCCUUCCUGUUGUACAUGUGCCUCGAGACCGGCGUCAUCUCAUUUGUCCAGCUCUUCGACCCUGGCUUUGAGGUGCAGGUGGGGAAAAAGAGCACAGAGACACGGUAUGGGGUCCGCAUCGAUACCUCCCACAGGUCCCUGAUUCUCAAGUGCAGCAGCUAUCGGCAGGCACGGUGGUGGGGCCAGGAGAUCACUGAGCUGGCUCAGGGCCCAGGCAGAGACUUCCUACAGCUCCACCGGCACAGCAGCUAUGCCCCACCCCGGCCUGGGACCCUGGCCCGGUGGUUUGUGAAUGGGGCAGGGUACUUUGCGGCUGUGGCAGAUGCCAUCCUGCGAGCAAGGGAGGAGAUUUUCAUCACAGAUUGGUGGUUGAGUCCUGAGAUUUACCUGAAGCGUCCGGCUCAUUCAGAUGACUGGAGGCUGGAUAUUAUGCUCAAGAAGAAGGCGGAGGAGGGUGUCCGUGUGUCUGUUCUGCUGUUUAAGGAAGUGGAGUUGGCCUUGGGUAUCAACAGUGGGUACAGCAAGAGGACUCUGAUGUUACUGCACCCCAAUGUAAAGGUGAUGCGCCACCCAGACCAAGUGACACUGUGGGCCCAUCAUGAAAAACUCCUGGUGGUGGACCAAGUAGUGGCCUUCUUGGGGGGGCUGGACCUCGCCUAUGGCCGCUGGGAUGACUUGCACUACCGUCUGACUGACCUUGGGGAUUCCUCUGAAUCAGCUGUCUCUCAGUCUCCCACCUCGUGCCCAAGUUCUCAAGCCACCCCAGACCUCUCCCACAACCAACACUUCUGGUUGGGCAAGGACUACAGCAAUCUUAUCACCAAGGACUGGGUACAGCUGGACCGGCCUUUUGAAGAUUUCAUUGACAGGGAGACCAUGCCCCGGAUGCCAUGGCGGGACGUUGGGGUUGUUGUCCAUGGCACCUCCGCUCGGGACCUUGCCCGGCACUUUAUCCAGCGUUGGAACUUCACCAAGACUACCAAGGCCAAGUAUAAGACUCCCAUGUACCCCUACCUGCUGCCCAAGUCAUACAGCACUAUAAGCCAGCUCCCGUUCAAUCUCCCUGGAAUGCAGUGUACUACUGUGCAGGUCUUAAGGUCAGUGGACCGUUGGUCAGCGGGAACUUUGGAGAACUCUAUCCUCAAUGCCUACCUGCACACCAUCAGAGAGAGUCAGCACUUCCUCUACAUCGAGAAUCAGUUCUUCAUUAGCUGCUCAGAUGGGCGGACGGUUCUGAACAAGGUGGGCGAUGAGAUUGUGGACAGAAUCCUGAAGGCCCACAAACAAGGACAGUGUUUCAGAGUAUAUGUGCUUUUGCCUCUGCUCCCUGGCUUUGAGGGCGACAUCUCCACAGGUGGUGGUAAUUCCAUCCAAGCCAUUCUGCAUUUCACUUACAGGACCCUGUGUCGCGGGGAGUAUUCAAUCCUACACCGCCUCAAAGCAGCCAUGGGAACAGCGUGGAGGGACUACGUGUCCAUCUGCGGGCUUCGCACACAUGGGGAGCUGGGUGGGCACCCAGUCUCAGAACUCAUUUAUAUCCACAGCAAGAUGCUCAUUGCAGACGACCGGACAGUCAUCAUUGGCUCUGCAAAUAUCAAUGAUCGGAGCCUACUGGGAAAGCGGGACAGUGAGCUAGCUGUGCUGAUCGAGGACACAGAGAUGGAGUCAUCGGUCAUGGACGGAAAGGAGUAUCAGGCGGGCAGGUUUGCCUUGAGUUUACGAAAGCACUGUUUCAGCGUGAUUCUUGGGGCGGAUGCCCAGCCAGACCUGGAUCUCCGAGACCCUGUCUGUGAGGACUUCUUCCAGUUGUGGCAGGAUACGGCUGAGAAAAAUGCCAAUAUCUAUGAGCAGAUCUUCCGAUGCCUGCCAUCCAAUGCCACACGUUCCAUGCGGGCACUCCGGGAGUAUGUGACUGUGGAGCCUCUGGCCACGGUCAGCCCUCCCUUGGCACGGUCUGAGCUCACCAAAGUCCAGGGCCACCUGGUCCACUUCCCCCUCAAGUUCUUGGAGGAUGAGUCUUUGUUGCCGCCACGAGGCAGCAAGGAGGGCAUGAUACCCAUGGAGGUGUGGACAUAG
Molecule: messenger RNA, 2835 nt
Organism: Chrysochloris asiatica (Cape golden mole)
Lineage: Eukaryota; Metazoa; Chordata; Mammalia; Afrosoricida; Chrysochloridae
Gene: PLD2
Product: phospholipase D2
Exons: 25
Coding region: 34-2835 (933 amino acids)
Biological process (GO): cell motility; intracellular signal transduction; phosphatidic acid biosynthetic process
Molecular function (GO): phosphatidylinositol binding; D-type glycerophospholipase activity
Source: RefSeq, a predicted model, not a curated record